Molecule: messenger RNA, 1131 nt
Organism: Trichoderma harzianum CBS 226.95
Lineage: Eukaryota; Fungi; Ascomycota; Sordariomycetes; Hypocreales; Hypocreaceae
Exons: 4
Coding region: 1-1131 (376 amino acids)
Source: RefSeq, a predicted model, not a curated record
AUGGAAGACCAGCUUGGAAAGGCCUUGGCGUCAAGAUUGAAUAAGCAACAGAUGGAGAAAAUGUUAUAUUUGAACGAAUACUUCCAACUUGGCCCGCUCCUCAACUUAGCCAGGGAAAGGCCGCUGCUCAUCUCGGGACUCGUUGAAACUUAUUGGCGUACACGCGCAGAACCCGUUUUGGAUUACGUUCCGGGUCUUUGGAUGAGAAUUGAUCUCUUCCGUCGGCUACAGGAUAACAUCAAACGGCAUGAGCUAUCCUUUGUACCAAGUAUGACAGUUUUCGCACUGUUCAUGGUUGCCCCAAUUGACGUGCUGCGAUCCCGACUUGAUAAUCUGGAGAGAAACGCUCAAGAGAAGAACACGGCUGAGGUCCAAGAGUUUAUUGAGCAGUGCCGUAACACUGUUGCUGUAAUACAGGAGUUUGUAAGCGCACAAGCGCGACAAGUCGGAGGUUCUGGUGAAGACAACUCGCACCUUUUGCACUCAAUGAAUCUUUGCAAGAAACGAGACAGGAGGAAAUGUAGCAUCUCCCGCAUGGAGAAUCCCGAAGCCGUUCCCAUCUUCCCCAAUACGAUUCAUUCUCCCAAUCUUUUAUCUAUGAUAGACACCUUUUGGGGUACUGAGACAGCUGCUCGUCUCUCUCCACUAAUUCGAGAUCCCGUUUUUUUGAAAUCCCCCCAAAAUAUGCUAUCCCUUAAUCGACAACUAAGUUGGUGGUAUCAGAGCGGGAGGAUUGCGUUCAAGCCGUUGCGCAAGACGAAUACCAACUCGCUUGUAAUCCAGUUCCACUGGCUAAAGAAAAGCAAACUGGAACCAGCACAACUCUUUACAGAUGAUAUGGACAUUUGGGAGGUGAUGGAGACGGAUGAAGCCAACGGCGAUUAUGAUGAUCAUUAUGGUGGUUAUGAGGAUAGUGAUGACGACUACCGCAAUGGUUGUCGCGAUGAAGGAUAUUAUGAUGAUCAGUAUGAUGGCGGUUAUGAUGGUGAUGAGAUGAAAUCACAGCCGGACAUGUACCGUGACAAGAACUAUGUUCAGCUGCGUCAUUGGGGACAAGGAGUCGAGGGACAAGGAGUCGAAGGACAGGAAGUCGAGGGAGAAAAGGACCUGGAGGAAAAUGACUUGGAAUGA